AUGGGUUUGAAACCGUUUCUUGGCCUUCGAGGAAAUGCCCUCCUCCGAGCCGCCCUCUUUCUGGUUGUCUGCCCGACAUUUACUUGCUACGGGUAUAACAUGAGUGUGGCUGGUGGCCUGUUGACGCUCGACGCGUUCAAUGAUCAAUUCCCCAGAAUGGACACGAUCCACACCAGCGGAGCCCUUCAACAAGAGAACUCGCAGAUUCAAGAUAGGAUGUUUCUAGGCACCGUGAUUGCUCUUUUUACCGUUGGUGGCAUCUUCGGCGCGCUAUCAUGCGUCUACUUCGGCGACCGCUGGGGCCGACGCAAGGUAAUUUUCAUAACCAACUUCAUAACUAUCAUCGGCGCUGUUCUUAUGGCGACUUCCUUCCAAUUUGCCCAAUUCAUCAUCGCGAGGCUGGUUCUCGGUUUAGGGAUUGGAGGGUACGUAGCGACGGUGCCCGUUUGGCAGUCUGAAAUCUCGCCAGCGCAUAUGCGAGGUUCAAACGUGGUAACAGAUGGCAUCUUCGUUGGAAGUGGCGUCGCACUUGCUCUAUGGAUUGACUUGGGCUUUUAUUUCGUCAAAGGUAACUCAGUCAUUGAUGGCUCAGUCUCUUGGCGGUUCCCCCUCGCCUUCCAGGCCAUCAUGCCGGCCACCGCAAUGAUUUUUAUUACGAUGCUCCCUGAGUCCCCUCGCUGGCUUAUUAAGACCGGUAAUGUGGCGCAAGGACGAAAGGUUCUAGCAGCAUUGCUCGAUGACGAGGAGGACUCAGAUAUCGUUGAUGACAACGUCCGCGAUAUUGAAGCAUCUCUCGUCCACUGUGGAUCGGGGGCGUGGACCGAUAUGUUCACAAACGGAGAACAACGUCUAUUCCAUCGUGCAUACCUAGCUGCAACAGGCCAGAUGUUCCAACAGAUGUGCGGUGUGAAUGUGAUUACAUACUACGCAACAACUAUCUUCGAGCAGUAUCUCGGCAUGAACCCUGUGAAUUCCCGCAUUCUUGCUGCUGCGAUGCCUCUAACGCAGCCUUUUGGUGGCUACCUCGCGUAUUAUACUAUCGACCGUCUCGGCCGCCGACCUCUAUUGCUAUGGAGUGCCGGAGCCUUAGCGGUUUGCAUGGCAGGUCUCGCCGGCACCACCUCGCCCGCCGCUGGUGAUAAUACGGGUGCGCUCGCGAUGGCCGUGGUCUUCCUCUACGUCUUCCAAUUCAUUUCGACAAUCGGUUAUGCCGGCCUGACCUUCCUCUACGCCGCGGAAAUAGCACCUCUCCAGAUCCGCGCCGCUGUGAACGCGGUAUCCACCGCUACCGUAUGGUCUUUCAACUUCCUACUGGCUCAGCUGACUCCUAUCGGCUUUGCGACAAUCGGAAACAAUUUCUAUAUUGUCUUCGCUGUCAUCAAUGCGUUAAUUAUCCCCUCCGUCUAUUUCUUCUUCCCCGAGACAAAGGAGCGUUCGCUAGAAGAAAUUGACGAGAUCUUUGCGCGGUCCAAGAACAUCUUUGACCCGCCCCGUGUGGCGCGCGCCAUGCAGCGGAAAAAGAAAAUGGUUCAUAUCGGCGAACCGCCUUCAGAGACCGGGGAUAAUACCGAAUCCAGCGACGAUGCCCUCAAGGUGGAAUCCAAGGCGUAA
This is a messenger RNA of Penicillium mononematosum, 1611 nucleotides long. RefSeq lists its product as uncharacterized. Gene Ontology annotation, cellular component: membrane. The transcript is spliced from 2 exons. Gene Ontology annotation, biological process: transmembrane transport; carbohydrate transport. The coding region runs from base 1 to 1611 and encodes 536 amino acids. The record is from RefSeq and is a predicted model, not a curated record. Gene Ontology annotation, molecular function: carbohydrate:proton symporter activity. Lineage: Eukaryota; Fungi; Ascomycota; Eurotiomycetes; Eurotiales; Aspergillaceae.